Molecule: messenger RNA, 288 nt
Organism: Ilex paraguariensis (yerba mate)
Lineage: Eukaryota; Viridiplantae; Streptophyta; Magnoliopsida; Aquifoliales; Aquifoliaceae
Source: the annotation of a GenBank genome assembly
UCUCUCUCUAUAUAUAUAUAUAUAAUCACGAUUUGUGGAUCUUUGAGGAGCUUUGUGUUGGUUCAAAGGAUGGGCAAUGCGAACGGCAGAGAAGACGGAGCUAAUGGCGUGGUCGGAGACGAUCCAGAUGGAAGAUCGAACGGUGAAUCAGGUCAACGUGACAACUACGCGCCGAACUGGCAUGCUCCGGGGCGCGUUGUUUCCUCAGAUUCAAUGGCCAAUACUCCUCCUGCAAGCCCCGGUCGCUCUCGAUCUCCUCUUUUGUUCGCUCCUCAGAUCGUUAUCUAG